UAUUAAUUCUUUUUAGUCUUUUGAAGAUGUGAAUCUCAUAAAAAUGAUAUUCAUUUCUCCAUGACAAUAAUGAUCAUUGCAUUUAUUUUGUAGGAUAAUAUUAAAAAAUCUUAUUAAUUUUUUAGGUCAAUGUAAAGCUAUCAAUUAUUAUUGAAUCAGAUUCUGAGGUUAAAAAGAACCGAUUAUCUCAAGAAAUGGCAAUUUAUAAGAGGUUAAUUUUUUUAUUUUGUUUUUAAACAAAUUAGUAAUUCUGAUAUUAGCACAUAAUUAAUUUAAAUUAACGAGCAAGCACAUGUUAAAACCAUAUGAU
Molecule: messenger RNA, 310 nt
Organism: Paramecium sonneborni
Lineage: Eukaryota; Ciliophora; Oligohymenophorea; Peniculida; Parameciidae
Source: the annotation of a GenBank genome assembly